Passer domesticus (house sparrow) is the source of this 2888-nucleotide messenger RNA. Its product is annotated as 1-acyl-sn-glycerol-3-phosphate acyltransferase alpha-like. The transcript is spliced from 7 exons. Lineage: Eukaryota; Metazoa; Chordata; Aves; Passeriformes; Passeridae. Gene Ontology annotation, molecular function: 1-acylglycerol-3-phosphate O-acyltransferase activity. Gene Ontology annotation, cellular component: membrane; endoplasmic reticulum. The record is from RefSeq and is a predicted model, not a curated record. The coding region runs from base 301 to 1725 and encodes 474 amino acids. Gene Ontology annotation, biological process: phosphatidic acid biosynthetic process.
AGCGAAGACCCGCCCUUUACGAAGAGCUUCCUAUUGGGUCUGGGGUCUCCGCGCGCUGAUUAGUUACAUUCCUUGACAAGCAGCUGCUUCACCCAAUCAGAGCUGGGGAACCGCGUUGCCGUGGCGACGCCGCAAUUUCCCGCCUGCCCGUUACCGCGGCAACCACGCAGUGGCGAGGAGGCGGGGCCAGCCGCGCGGCUUGAAGGAGCGAUUGGCUGCGCGCGCUGUCAAUCAGCGGCGCGGCUUCCGGCGGCGGGACGGGCCCGCGCCGCCGCCGCAGCCGCCGCCCCUCCCGGCGCCAUGGAGGUGACGGUGGGCACGGCGGCGCUGGCGCUGGCGCUGCUGCUGCUGCCGCUGCUGUACGAGCGCUGCGGCUCCUUCCGCUUCUUCUGCAAGAUGGGCUUCUACAACGGCUGGAUCCUGCUGCUGGCCCUGCUGGCCAUCCCCCUGUGCGCCCUGCGCGGCCGGGACGUGGAGAACAUGAAGAUCAUCCGGGGGCUGAUGCAGCACGUCAAGCGCCUCUACGGGAUCCGCAUGGAGGUCAGGGGGGCGCAGCACUUCCCCCCACGGCAGCCCUACGUGGUGGUCAGCAACCACCAGAGCUCCCUGGACCUGCUGGGGAUGAUGGAGGUGCUCCCAGACCGCUGCGUCCCCAUCGCCAAGCGCGAGCUGCUCUACAUGGGCGCCGUGGGCGUGGUCUGCUGGCUCGGGGGCAUCAUCUUCAUCGACCGCAAGAGGACCCACGACGCCAUCAGCGUCAUGGCCGAGGCCGCCCACACCAUGCUCAGCCAGGACGUGCGGGUGUGGGUGUUCCCCGAGGGCACGCGCAACCACAGCGGCUCCAUGCUGCCCUUCAAGCGCGGCGCCUUCCACCUGGCCGUGCAGGCCCAGGUGCCCGUGGUGCCCAUCGUGAUCUCGUCCUACCAGCACUUCUACAGCAAACGCGAGCGGCGCUUCACCGCCGGGCACUGCGUGAUCCAGGUGCUGCCCCCGCUGCCCACGCGGGGGCUGGGCCCGGCCGACGUUCCGGCGCUGACCGAGUGCGUGCGGGCGGCCAUGCUGCGCGCCUUCGAGGCGCUCUCGGCCGAGCUCGGUGACCACAGUGACCACCCGAGUGACCACAGUGACCACCGGAGUGACCAGCACACUGACCAGCCCAGUGACCACCGGAGUGACCACAGUGACCACCCGAGUGACCACAGUGACCACCCGAGUGACCCCCUGAGCAACCAGCUGAGUGACCACCGCAGUGACCAGAGGAGUGACCCCCUGAGUGACCGGCCCAGUGACCAGCACAGCCCCACGGCCACCCCAAGUGACCAGAGGAGUGACCCCUGGAGUGACCAGCACAGCCCCACGGCCACUCAGAGUGACCAACGGAGUGACCAACGGAGUGACCAAUGGAGUGACCAGCACAGCCCUGCAGGCCUGAGAGACCCCCAGAGUGACCCCCAGAGUGACCAACAGAGCCCCACGGCCACAAGUGACCCCCAGAGUGACCGGCCCAGCCCCACGGCCGCCCUGAAUGACCCCUGGAGUGACCACCAGAGUGACCACCAGAGUGACCAGCAGAGUGACCACCAGGGCCCUCCGUGCCCGAGCGACCCCUGGAGCGACCCCUGGAGUGACCCCCGGAGUGACCCCUGGAGUGACCCCCAGCACCCCACAGCCCCCUGGAGUGACCCCCAGUGCCCGGCACUGACCCACGGGGUGACCCCGCAGUGACCCCCGGCCCUGCAGCCCCACGGGGGACAGUGGGGCACGGACUGACCCCUGAGUGACCCCUGGGAGGGGACAGUGACCCUGAGUGACCCCUGAGUGGGGCAGGAACUGACCCCCGAGUGGGGCCUGGACUGACCCCCAAGUGCGGCCACGAGUGACCCCUGAGUGGGGACAAAGUGACCCCCGAGUGGGGCAGGAACUGACCCCCAAGUGCGGCCACGAGUGACCCCUGAGUGGGGACAAAGUGACCCCUGAGUGACCCCUGAGAGGGGCCUGGACUGACCCCCCGAGUGGGGCCCGGAGUGACCCCCAAGUCAGACACGGUUUGACCCCCAGGGGAGGCCACAGCUGACCCCUAAGUGGGGCCUGGACUGACCCCCAAGUGGGGCCAAACUGACCCCUAAGUGGGGUCCGGAGUGACCCCCGAGUGGGGCCUGGACUGACCCUUAAGGGGGCCCGGACUGACCCCCAAGUGGGGCCCGGAGUGACCCCCGAGUGGGGACAAACUGACCCCUGAGUGACCCUGAGCGGGGCAGGAACUGAGCCACGAGUGGGGCCUGGACUGACCCAUGGCAGGAUGUGGGGGCUGACCCCCAAGUGACCCCCCAGGUGGUGUCCAGAGUGACCCCCAAGUGGGGCCUGGACUGACCCCUAAGUGGGGGGCCUGGACUGACCCCUAAGUGGGGCCAAACUGACCCCCAAGUGUGGCCACAAGUGACCCCCAAGUGGGGCCUGGACUGACCCUUAAGGGGGGCCUGGACUGACCCCCAAGUGCGGCCACAACUGACCCCUAAGUGGAGCCCAGAGUGACCCUUAAGGGGGGCCCGGACUGACCCCUAGGUGUGGCCACAAGUGACCCCCAAAUGGGGCCAAACUGACCCCCAAGUGUGGCCACAACUGACCACUGAGUGGGGCCAAACUGACCCCCAAGUGGAGCCCAGAGUGACCCCCAGGUGGUGUCCGGAGUGACCCCGCGUGACCCCGAGUGCCCCACAGCCGUGGGGGGCUGUGACCCACGGCGGGGGCGUGGCCGGGCGUGGCCGGCGCUGAUUGGCUGCCGCAGCCAAGCCCCGCCCCCUCGAAGCUGUGUAUUUAUUGGGGGGGGGCGCGGAUUUUGCCAAAUUUCCCUCCCGGCUUUUAAUAAACUCCCCAAAAUCCCCCCAGAA